Abrus precatorius (Indian licorice) is the source of this 1437-nucleotide messenger RNA. RefSeq names its product taxadiene 5-alpha hydroxylase. Gene Ontology annotation, molecular function: iron ion binding; heme binding; monooxygenase activity. NCBI's taxonomy places the organism in Eukaryota, Viridiplantae, Streptophyta, Magnoliopsida, Fabales, Fabaceae. Gene Ontology annotation, biological process: sterol metabolic process. The transcript has 3 exons. The record is from RefSeq and is a predicted model, not a curated record. The coding region runs from base 1 to 1437 and encodes 478 amino acids.
AUGUUUGGGGACAUAAUCUAUUUUAUUUUAUGGGGUUUGUUUCCCCUACUUUUGCUAGUGUCUUUCAAUUUCUUGAGGCACAAGCAAUGUUGCAAAGACAAAAGAAAGCUGCCACCAGGGAAAAUGGGCUUUCCAUUGAUAGGGGAGACCAUGGAAUUCUUCAGUGCUCAAAGGAGAAACCAAUUGUUUGAAGAGUUUGUUCAACCUCGCAUUCUGAAACAUGGGAAGAUCUUCAAAACAAGGAUAAUGGGGUCUCCAACAGUGAUUGUGAAUGGAGCUGAGGCCAAUAAAUAUUUGUUGUCUAAUGAGUUCAAGUUGGUGAAAAGCUCUUGGCCUUCUUCCUCAGUUCAGCUCAUGGGAAAGGACUCUAUCAUGGAGAAAGAUGGUGAAAGACACCGAUUCCUCCGAGGUGUUAUUAGCACAAGUCUUGGCUAUGUUGGACUUGAACUGCUAGUUCCAAAACUGUGCAAUUCAGUGAAGCUUCAUUUAGCUACAAAAUGGCAUGGUCAAGAAAAGAUUAGUCUUUACCGUUCAACAAAAGUCCUAACAUUUAGCAUAGUGUUUGAGUGCUUGUUGGGGAUCAAUGUGGAGCCAGGUAUGCUAGAUACCUUUGAAAAAGUGUUGGAAGGUGUAUUUUCUCCAGCAGUUAUGUUUCCAGGUUCUAAAUUUUGGAGAGCAAAGAAGGCCAGAAUGGAGAUAGAAAAGAUGUUGAUCAAAGUGGUGAGAGAGAAGAGAAAGCAAAUGGAAGAAGGAAGCUUGCAAGAAGAACAAGAUGGAAUGCUGCUGUCCAAGUUGGUAUCUGGGAUGAUCCAAGGAGAGAUCAGCGAAAAAGAGGUCGUAGACAAUGUGGUGUUGCUGGUUUUUGCAGCUCAUGAUACUACUUCUUUUUCAGUUGCCAUGACAUUCAAGAUGUUGGCUCACCAUUCUGAUUGCUAUGGAAAACUUCUCCAAGAACAUGUUGAUAUAAUGAGCAACAAAAGAUUGGGUGAGAAUCUCACAGUGGAAGACAUAAAGAAGAUGAAGUAUACAUGGCAAGUUGCUAGAGAGAGCAUGAGAUUGUUUCCUCCUAUCUUUGGUUCUUUCAGGAAGGCUAUUACUGAUAUUGAAUAUGAAGGGUACAUUAUACCUAGAGGAUGGAAGGUGCUAUGGACAACAUAUGGGACACAUUACAAUGAAGAGUAUUUUAAGGAUCCUAUGAAUUUCAACCCAAGUAGGUUUGAGGAGGCAAUACCCCAAUAUGUUUUUGUUCCCUUUGGAGGAGGGCCAAGAGUGUGUGCAGGGUACCAAUUAGCCAAGUUAAAUAUCCUCAUCUUUGUGCAUUAUGUUGUGACUCAAUAUGAGUGGUUCUUACUCCAUCCAGAUGAGUCAAUCACAAUGGAUCCUCUGCCCUUCCCUUCCCUUGGAAUGCCCAUCAAAAUUUCUCCAAAGUAUACAUGA